AUGUCUGCUGCCACCGUCACCCGUGCUGCUGCCAGCACUGUCCGCAGACCUGUUUCCUUCUACACUCAAGUCCGGAGAAUGGGCCGCGUAUUUGAGAGCCACCCAUACGAGAGAUUCGCGGUCACCAUGAAGGCUGCAAGGCCAGACUAUGUCAAGAACCUUACUUGGACUGCUGGCAAGGUUGUCACUUAUUUCCCCAUCUUCGGCGCCAUGCUUGGUUGGCCCGUCCUUUGCAAGUGGGCUUUGGACGGACAGAUCGGUCGCCUGUAA
This is a messenger RNA of Trichoderma aggressivum f. europaeum, 270 nucleotides long. RefSeq lists its product as uncharacterized. The transcript has 2 exons. Bases 1 to 270 code for a protein of 89 amino acids. Lineage: Eukaryota; Fungi; Ascomycota; Sordariomycetes; Hypocreales; Hypocreaceae. The record is from RefSeq and is a predicted model, not a curated record.